AAGAUCUUAAGCAUAUUAUAAAUGAAGUAAGAAAAACUAAACCCUGCAGCGUGGCAAAGUAGUCAAGUCAGAGAUGGCAAGCUCCACUUUACUUACAAUUCUUAAACUUAUGAUUAUUUUCAUAUGUGCAGCUUGGAUUUCUCUUUGGAUUUUGAAGCCAACUCAAGUAUGGACAAAAAAAUGGAAACAUGUAGAACAAAGUGCUAAUAAUACAAUUUUUGGAUACUAUGGUCUAAAUUUUGCUGUGUAUACAUUUCCAAUAAUUGCUAUUGCUAUAAUUGGACUUCUUUUCUUGGAUUUGAAAGCUGGAUAUCAAAGAAGCAGAAAUGGAAGGAGUUCAAGUUCAUCAAUUGUCUUCUCAAAUCCACUAGUGGUGAACAGUGUAGUUGGAAUCCUAUCCAGUAUUGAAAUACUGGUAGUUUUUCUUUUUAUAGUCUUCUUGGCAUGGACUUACUAUGCACGUAUUUCCAAUGAUUUCAAAAAGUUGAUGCAAGACAAAUCACUGAAACUGAACAUAUGGCAACUUAAGUCUCUUAGAAUAGCAACAAGGUUUGGUUUGCUAGCAGAAGCUUGUUUGGCUUUGCUUCUUCUUCCAAUUUUAAGAGGGUUGGCUAUAUUUCGCAUAUUUGGUAUUCAAUUUGAAGCUUCAGUUAAGUAUCAUACAUGGAUUGGAACUGCUAUGAUACUUUUCGCUACAAUACAUGGCGCCAGCACUUUGUUUGUCUGGGGUGUCAGCCACCAUAUACAAAGCGAGAUUUUGAAGUGGCAAAAGACAGGACGUAUAUACCUUGCUGGAGAGAUUACACUUGUUGCCGGCCUUGUUAUCUUCGUUACCUCACUUCCCCAAAUUAGAAGAAGAAAGUUUGAAAUUUUCUACUACACACAUCAUUUGUAUAUAGUCUUUCUAGUAUUUUUCUUGUUUCAUGCUGGGGAUAAGCACUUCUAUAUGGUCUUCCCAGGAGUGUUCCUUUUUAGCCUUGACAAACUGUUACGUAUAAUUCAAUCAAGUCCAAAAACCUGCAUGGUUUCAGCUAGAAUUUUUCCCUGUGAAGCUGUGGAGCUAAUUCUGCCUAAAGAUCCAAGGCUAAAGUAUAACCCUACAAGUGUUAUAUAUUUGAAGAUACCAACUAUAUCUCAUCUUCAAUGGCAUUCAUUCAGUAUAAUAUCAAGUUCCAAAGCUGAUGACAACAACAUGUCUGUGAUGAUUAAAUGUCAAGGGUGGUGGACCACUACUCUUUAUGACUUGAUACAAACUGAAUUAAACAAAGGUGCUGAUAAAAGGAAAGGUAUACCUGUUGCAAUUGAAGGACCCUAUGAACCUGCUUCAUUAGACUAUUUAAAACAUGACAGUGUGAUUAUGGUUGCUGGAGGUAGUGGAAUAACUCCAUUUCUGAGCAUUUUAACAGAAAUUGAUUCAAUUACCAACAAAAAUAAAUUUCCAUCAAGGAUACAACUUGUACAUGUCAUUAAGAGGGCACAAGAUGUUUGUCUGUUGCAUUCAAUCACACAUCUGCUACUCAACCGAUCAAGCGAAAAAUUUCAUUUGAAACUAAAAUUGUUUGUAACCCAAGAAACGCAACUAAGCAUGGGAAUUACGGAGCUGCUAAAUGAGUUCAUGAAAGUAAAAACACUGCAAUUGGAUAGUGUGAGUUCCAAUUAUUAUGCAGCAUAUGGACCUGAAAGUCCAGUUUGGAUGGCUGCUAUUACAGGAGGUUGCUCCAUCAGUUUUCUUAUUUUCCUAAUCUGUUUCAACCACACUAUAGUUCCAUCUGAAAAGCAUUCCAAAUUGUCCAAAGAAAAGACUCCCUCUUGGAUUGUGGAUCUACUUUUGAUAGCUGCUUUUGUCAUAGCUUUAUCUUGCAGCGCAUUGAUAGCAAUUGUAUUGAGAUGGAGAAGGUUGAAGAAAGGGAUUCCUAAGAAAGGCCUUACACAAACAUCGCAGAUGGAAAUUAAACCCUUUGAUCCAAGUUCAGCUGAACCUAAGAAUGCCCUUGAAGAACAUGAAGUUCAUUUUGGAGGCAGGCCUAACUUUAAAGAUAUAUUAGGCAAAUUCAAGAAUGAAACGUGUGGAUCUGAUAUUGGAGUUUUGGUUUGUGGUCCUGAGAGCAUGAAGGAAUCAGUUGCAUCGGCGUGUCAGCAAGAAUCUGAGUGUUUCAAGUUAGGUGUAAAGAGAACAGAACCAUGCUUCACUUUUCACUCUCUCAACUUCACACUUUAGUAGUCUAAAUUUGGCCUAAAUACCAAUAACAACUCUGUUGUUGUUCAGUGAUUUAGUACACCUUUGCCUUCACUCCCAAGUUUUCAAUAAGCUAUCUGAGUUCUCACGUCACGUGUAGAAUCAUAUAUAAUUUACAUGUAGCCAUCACUCAUCAGAGCAACAUUUUUCAAAUAAUGUAGUUCACAUAUGAAUGUAAUCAAAAUCCACCUCCUUUUAUCCUUGAA
This is a messenger RNA of Medicago truncatula (barrel medic), 2442 nucleotides long. Its product is annotated as ferric reduction oxidase 8, mitochondrial. Gene Ontology annotation, cellular component: plasma membrane. Gene Ontology annotation, molecular function: ferric-chelate reductase activity. Lineage: Eukaryota; Viridiplantae; Streptophyta; Magnoliopsida; Fabales; Fabaceae. The coding region runs from base 74 to 2218 and encodes 714 amino acids. The record is from RefSeq and is a predicted model, not a curated record. The transcript has 8 exons.